AAAUACAAGGACUUUCCGUCACAGUACUUUUGUUCCGUCAGCGCAGCGGAUCCCAUACGAAUAUCAGCAGCCUUACCAUAAAGAUACAGUAAAGUUUGUUUUAAAGCAGCAAAGAAAAAGAUCAAACGCAGCGCAUCCGCUGAACAGUCUUGUGAAAAUGCGCACUGUUUAUAUCACCCCCCUGGUCACCUCUCUGCUUGUCCUCUUUUCGGGCACGGCCGCGCAGCCUCCGCCCGCACCUGCGCCUGCCCCAGCUCCUCCAGCACCGCCCGCACCACCGCCUUGCAAUCCAUUCAUCCAAGUUUGCCCGAAUCCAAAUUGUACCGAUUCAUCAAAUAUAGGACAAGUCUACAUUGCAUCUCCCAACACCACAGCUUAUUUCUACGUCGGAAAGCCGGUCAACGUCACAUGGACAUAUUCAGCAGAAACAGACACGUCAAAGUUCCCCAUCAACAGUGUCCACAUUUACUAUCAAAAAUCAGAUGCACAAAAGUGGGCGGAGGUGGCUUCUGUCCCUGCGAGGGCCACAAACUAUAGUUGGGCGCUUGAGGACUUUCAAGCAGGCACCGGAGGGAAUUUCAAGAUUCGUAUUGUACCUGAUAACAUUGACCGCUCGGGGACUACGGGCAUCCCAUCAUCAUGCACACCACCAGGCUGGCCAUCGAUAGGACAGCAAGAAUUUACGAUUGUUAGACCGUUACCCCUGACUCCCAUUGCGUCCGAUCCAUAUCCUGCGGCGUUGAGUUCAGGUUCCCGGACCAUCGCCUCAGGAUCCGUUAUGACUGCCCUCAUCCUCUUGAUAUCGUAUGUUCAAACUGGGUUAUCGUAUGCAUAGUGCUGCCGAGUUUUGUGUUAGAAGGCAAGGGGUGGGACACUUUUUAGAUUUUAUAGUCAUGUAGCAUAGUAGAAUGUUUAUAUUUAGUCGCAUUUUGCCGUGUGUUUAUACAGUUAAUCUCAUAUCUCGAGACAUUUUGAAUUAAAGGAUAUAAGAAUAUCGC
Molecule: messenger RNA, 998 nt
Organism: Spizellomyces punctatus DAOM BR117
Lineage: Eukaryota; Fungi; Chytridiomycota; Chytridiomycetes; Spizellomycetales; Spizellomycetaceae
Exons: 2
Coding region: 158-835 (225 amino acids)
Source: RefSeq, a predicted model, not a curated record